Ilex paraguariensis (yerba mate) is the source of this 723-nucleotide messenger RNA. The record is from the annotation of a GenBank genome assembly. Lineage: Eukaryota; Viridiplantae; Streptophyta; Magnoliopsida; Aquifoliales; Aquifoliaceae.
AUGGCGACGAUCGGUAACAACAAUCUCAACGCGAAACUGGUUCUGCUAGGUGACAUGGGGGCUGGUAAAUCAAGCCUCGUAUUGCGCUUCGUCAAGGGCCAUUUUCUCGAAUUUCAGGAAUCGACGAUCGGGGCGGCGUUCUUCUCUCAGACGCUGGCGGUGAAUGACGCGACGGUGAAAUUCGAGAUCUGGGACACUGCCGGCCAGGAAAGGUACCACAGCUUGGCUCCCAUGUAUUAUAGAGGAGCUGCGGCCGCUAUCAUCGUCUACGACAUCACUAGCACCGACUCGUUUGCGCGGGCUAAGAAGUGGGUGCAAGAACUUCAGAAGCAAGGUAACCCUAACAUGGUCAUGGCACUUGCUGGGAAUAAAGCUGACUUGGAGGAAAAGAGGAAAGUGACUGCUGAAGUAAGUAUUAUCUUUGCUGUUAUGCGUUUGCUUAUUGGAGUUGGGUGCCUAGGUCAAGAAUUGUUGAAACUGGAGGCCCCGCCUGGUGAGAAGCCCGAACUUGUCAAAACUCACCUGCGCAAUAUGAUAAUAGUACCUGAGAUGAUUGGAAGUGUCAUUGGGGUGUACAACGGAAAAACCUUCAAUUCCAUUGAGAUCAAGCCUGAAAUGAUUGGUCAUUAUCUUGCUGAGUUCUCUAUCUCAUACAAGCCAGUGAAGCAUGGACGACCUGGUAUUGGUGCCACCCACUCGUCCAGGUUCAUUCCUCUCAAGUGA